Molecule: messenger RNA, 884 nt
Organism: Ricinus communis (castor bean)
Lineage: Eukaryota; Viridiplantae; Streptophyta; Magnoliopsida; Malpighiales; Euphorbiaceae
Exons: 3
Coding region: 242-610 (122 amino acids)
Biological process (GO): proton motive force-driven ATP synthesis
Molecular function (GO): proton transmembrane transporter activity
Source: RefSeq, a predicted model, not a curated record
AUGUUUCUAAUUUCUCAAGACGGCCUCUGUAUUUUUUACUUGGGAACAAAAGCACCCCUACCCAAAUUAAAACCCCCACAGAGGAAAAGAAAGAAAGAAAAACCACUGAUCCCAAUAACCUCAUUUCUCUCUCUCUACCUCUCGCAAAGGUAAGCGGCGAGGGAAGCGAAGACCGUACCAUUUCGUCUCUUCAGUUUACACCUUCUCCGAUUUUUCUCUGUAGGUUAAUUUGUGAGAAUUGAUGGCGUCGAAGUUGCAUCAGUUGCAGUCAAAGGCAUGUCAAGCGUCACAGUUUGUGGCCAAGCAUGGAACUGCUUAUUAUAAGCAGUUGUUGGAGCAGAAUAAGCAAUAUAUUCAACAGCCUGCCACUGUUGAGAAGUGCAAUGAGUUGUCCAAGCAGCUGUUCUACACCCGUCUUGCAAGUAUUCCCCAUCGAAAUGAAUCAUUCUGGAAGGAACUUGAUUAUGUGAAGAAUUUGUGGAAGAACAGGCAGGAGCUGAAGGUUGAAGAUGCUGGCAUUGCUGCCUUAUUUGGGCUGGAGUGCUUUGCUUGGUAUUGUGCUGGUGAGAUUGUGGGAAGGGGAUUUACUUUCACUGGUUACUAUCCUUGAGAAGAACUGCUUCAUAAAAUGUGUUUCAGGGGAUUCAAUAUGUCCAGCUUCUGUUGUUUCAUGACUGAACGGCAGGCACUUUACUUGCAAAUUUUUGUUUUUCUGCAAAAUUUUUGAAGCUGAGAAAUCAGUGGGUUACUAUGAUUGCCUCAAUAAAUUACAUUUUAAGCGGCAUAGGAUGUUACUGUCAUUCUGUUAACUUUGUUGGAAAAUCACUGCUACUCAUGAAUGAUGAUAAUGCUGCAAGUUUCUCAUUGGCUUGCCUUUAUACUCA